Echinops telfairi (small Madagascar hedgehog) is the source of this 2451-nucleotide messenger RNA. It is a transcript of the gene HNRNPLL, whose product is annotated as heterogeneous nuclear ribonucleoprotein L like. The record is from RefSeq and is a predicted model, not a curated record. Lineage: Eukaryota; Metazoa; Chordata; Mammalia; Afrosoricida; Tenrecidae. Gene Ontology annotation, molecular function: mRNA binding. The transcript is spliced from 12 exons. The coding region runs from base 121 to 1434 and encodes 437 amino acids. Gene Ontology annotation, biological process: regulation of RNA splicing; mRNA processing. Gene Ontology annotation, cellular component: nucleus.
AGUGGAAGUCACCAUAAAGUUUCUGUUUCCCCUGUUGUCCAUGUUCGAGGACUCUGUGAAUCUGUGGUGGAAGCAGACCUUGUGGAGGCGCUGGAGAAAUUUGGGACUAUAUGCUAUGUCAUGAUGAUGCCAUUUAAACGGCAGGCUCUAGUGGAAUUUGAAAACAUAGAUAGUGCCAAAGAAUGUGUGACAUUUGCUGCAGAUGAGCCCGUGUAUAUUGCUGGCCAGCAGGCUUUUUUCAACUACUCUACGAGCAAAAGGAUCACUCGGCCUGGAAACACUGACGAUCCAUCAGGAGGCAACAAAGUCCUUUUACUCUCCAUACAGAAUCCUCUGUAUCCGAUUACAGUGGAUGUUUUAUAUACUGUCUGCAACCCUGUUGGAAAAGUACAACGUAUUGUUAUAUUCAAGAGGAAUGGGAUACAAGCAAUGGUUGAGUUUGAAUCAGUGCUUUGUGCACAGAAAGCUAAAGCAGCGCUCAAUGGAGCAGAUAUAUAUGCUGGCUGUUGCACGUUGAAAAUUGAAUAUGCCAGGCCAACUCGUCUCAAUGUUAUUAGGAAUGACAAUGACAGUUGGGACUACACUAAACCAUAUUUGGGAAGACGAGAUAGAGGAAAGGGUCGCCAGAGACAAGCCAUUUUGGGAGAACACCCUUCUUCGUUUAGACAUGAUGGCUAUGGAUCCCACGGCCCACUGUUGCCUUUACCAAGUCGUUACCGAAUGGGCUCUCGAGACACACCUGAGCUUGUUGCAUACCCAUUACCACAGGCUUCUUCCUCUUACAUGCACGGAGGGAAUCCCUCCGGUUCAGUUGUGAUGGUUAGUGGAUUACAUCAACUGAAAAUGAAUUGUUCAAGAGUCUUCAACCUAUUCUGCUUGUAUGGGAAUAUUGAAAAGGUAAAAUUUAUGAAGACCAUUCCAGGUACAGCUCUAGUAGAAAUGGGUGAUGAGUAUGCUGUAGAAAGAGCUGUCACACACCUUAAUAACGUCAAAUUAUUUGGGAAAAGACUUAAUGUUUGUGUGUCUAAACAGCAUUCAGUUGUUCCCAGUCAAAUAUUUGAACUGGAGGAUGGUACAAGCAGCUACAAAGAUUUUGCAAUGAGCAAAAAUAACCGUUUUACAAGUGCUGGCCAAGCAUCUAAGAAUAUAAUCCAGCCACCGUCGUGUGUCCUGCAUUAUUAUAAUGUCCCGCUGUGUGUCACGGAGGAGACCUUCACAAAGUUGUGUAAUGACCAUGAAGUUCUUACCUUCAUCAAAUAUAAAGUGUUUGAUGCAAAACCUUCUGCCAAAACACUUUCUGGGCUACUAGAAUGGGAAUGUAAAACGGAUGCCGUGGAAGCCCUGACAGCCCUUAAUCACUACCAGAUAAGAGUCCCAAAUGGCUCCAAUCCCUACACAUUGAAGCUUUGUUUUUCUACAUCAUCCCAUUUAUAAGAAGAUGUGAAUGAGCAUGUUAGAAUUUAUGUUUGCCUUUAUUACAAUUUUAAAGCUAUGCUUCCUUUAAAAAUUCUAAAGUGGUUUAAUGUUGCCUUGCUUACUUUGACUUAAGAUCCUGUUCUGUAAUAAACAGAUAUUUUGCCUCAAGUAAACUUGUUGUAAACUUUAAUACGGAACUGUUUUCAUUUUAAAAUAGAAAUAUCCUAAUGUAGACUGUCUACAGCUUCAUUGCAGAUUAUGCAGAUAUAUGAUUUUUAACCAUAUUACUAUAAUUUUUCUUCCACAGUGAAAAUAUAUUUGCAUUCUUAAUGUUAAUUCUUUGCAAGUAUUUUUCCAUUGUGUCUGAGAUUAAUGCAAGUGGAAGUAUUGCAUUUUAAUACUAUAGAGUUCCUAUUAUAUGUUUAGAUGUUCAAGUAUGUUGCAGUUGUCCAUAUUAAAACAUAACUUGUAUUUAUUAAUAUUUUAAUCAAGUUUGAGAAUAACAUUGCACAUAUUGAAUUUUGAGUACUACAGAUGCAUCUGAUUUUAUAUUUCUGAAAGGCUAACAGACAUGUGGGUCCAUAGGCAUAGUGUGCAGUCAAGCGUAUUAAAUUGGUGUCUUUUUAAGUCAGUAUCCAUUUGUAUUGAUAUGCCUCUAUGUGUUUCUAGUUCCAGUUUGAGGUUUUAUAAAGUGACAGCAAUGAGUUCAUGCGUUCAUCUUUGUUUGCUGCAUGUGACUUAACCUUGAAACAACAUCUAAUACUUGACACUGAGAUUUUAAUAGAAGCUAUGGUCAACAAUUCUUCUAGAUGAUGAUAUGGGAUUGAUGGAUGGUAUUUAGGGGAGUCUCUGAUGCCUCUAAAUUUGUAUGUAGAAUUUUGGGUAUUUGCAUUUUUAUUUUUUGCUCUUGGAUCCAUCAGUAAUAUAUGUAUUUUUCUAUAUGGUGCAGGGUGUAAGGAUCUAAUAUUAUUUUUAUUCCAAACAGAUAGCUCUUUGUCUCAAUGCCAUUGAUUAAACAUUCUUCCUUCCACUGGA